CUGACUAAUCCACUUUCUUCCUACCCGACUCCCGAGUACAAAAUUAUUUAAGAUCACAAGUCACACCCUUCUUCUACCAAUUCACGGUUCUUCUGCUUCUUCUCCCUCAGCCACUGUCUAUUGUUUCUUUUCCAAAUUUCCAGUAUGGAAUCUAGCAGGGGCCAAGGUGGAAUUCAACUUCUCUUAGCCGCAGAGCAAGAAGCUCAGCAAAUUGUUAAUGCUGCGAGGACUGAAAAACUGGCUAGAUUGAAACAGGCAAAAGCAGAAGCUGAGAAGGAGAUAAGUGAAUUUCGUGCACAUAUGGAAGCUGAAUAUCAGAAAAAGCUUGCUCAGACUAGUGGGGACUCGGGAGCGAAUGUCAAGCGCCUAGAGGCAGAAACAGAGGCCAAAGUUCAACAUUUGACGACAGAAGCUUCGAGAAUUUCGCAUGAUGUUGUUCAAAUGCUUUUGAGGCAUAUCACCACAGUGAAGAACUGAAUGGUACUAUAAGUGGGCCAAACACCAUUCUCUCUCUUUGCUCAUUCUCUUCUCCAUGGAGUACUCUGUGCCUGGCCAACUUGUAUUGUAUUUUCUCUAUUUUUAUUGAUUGUCAAUCUUCUAUAAUGGUUGUUUCUUAUGCCCUGGUUGAAUAAAGUAGUCAAAUGCUGUGCUUUUGUACCAUGGAUUUUAUAUAUAUAUAUAUAUAUAUACUCCGUAUAAAAUUGGGAUGAGCAAUAUAAACUCCAUUAUUCUCAGGAUGGAAGUGUCAUUAUUGACUUCAUACAUUGUAUGUGAAUGCUGAUGUCAAUGGCACUAUGUGAGUAUUGAUAAACAGCUUUGGUUGUG
Cuscuta campestris is the source of this 825-nucleotide messenger RNA. The record is from the annotation of a GenBank genome assembly. NCBI's taxonomy places the organism in Eukaryota, Viridiplantae, Streptophyta, Magnoliopsida, Solanales, Convolvulaceae.